UCGUCGUAAAGGCUCAUGCGACGGAAGUUCGAAUAUAGGCAACGGCGUUGGUCUUUGAAGUUAUUUGAAACCCUAGAAGCAUUUGGAAGAAAGAAAUGAGUGGAGCAGGAACACCCGAUUUCUUCUACAGAGAGGCUCAGCGCCUUGGCUAUGUCGCACGAUCCGCCUUCAAGCUGCUUCAGAUUCAGAAGCAGUUCAAAUUGAUAACUUCUGGCUCCUCCGUUUUGGACCUUGGUUGUGCUCCCGGUGCCUGGCUUCAGGUGGCUUGCCAGAGUCUGGGCCCUCUGAAGAAUGGAGGCUCGGUCUUGGGUAUUGAUCUCAAGAAGGUAAAAGUUCCUCAUGUGCAUUGUGACUCAAGGGUUCAAACUGUUUCUGCUGAUGUUAUGAACCUUCCCAGAAACAAAUUGAAGGCACUGUCUCCUAAGGAGAGAGGAUUUUCUGUAAUACUCUCCGACAUGUGCCCCUCAGUAUCUGGAAUCACCACUAGAGAUGCGACUUUAUCAGUUGAAUUGGGGAUGCAAGCAGUUAAUUUGGCUAUUGGGGAAGCUGCAUUAGGCUCUGGAGAUGAUGUUAUGCAUGGAAAGGACAGCGUGGAUGAUUCAACCUCAGUUGUAGAUUAUGAUGGUCUGCUACAAAGAGGAGGCCACCUCGUCGUAAAACUUUUGGAGAGUGAAGAUACCCAAGAAUUCAGCCGAAUGUUGAAACCGCUGUUCAGAAAGGCAUCCUGGUUGAGGCCCAAGGCUACUAGAUCGUCGUCAAGAGAGAUUUAUUUGAUAUGUCAAAGCUUGCAGGCAAGAAAAUAGAAUUUCAAAAUUUGGGAUGAGAACUUAAAUCCUCAGCCUACUCCAGAGACCCAAAUGUAGCAAGUCAAAAAGGUAGCCUUCAGACUGAAGCAGAGUUCCCUGGCAACAUCGAAUCGAGCUUUGUAAGCUUGGAUCCGAUCAAGAUUCAAAUCACUAUGUUGAUUGUUGAGUGACGUAGUGGUACCUUUUUGCUAUUAAUUGUCAUAAGAACGCAUAUUUAACUUAUGAGAUUUGUUUAGUAGACUUGGCUGCCAUUAGAUUACUUGUUAUUAACUUGUUCUUUUCAGAUCUAAAUCCAUGAAUAUAGAAGUACGACUUCCAUUGAAA
Messenger RNA from Momordica charantia (bitter melon), 1130 nucleotides. RefSeq lists its product as uncharacterized. The record is from RefSeq and is a predicted model, not a curated record. Lineage: Eukaryota; Viridiplantae; Streptophyta; Magnoliopsida; Cucurbitales; Cucurbitaceae. Gene Ontology annotation, molecular function: rRNA (uridine-2'-O-ribose)-methyltransferase activity. Gene Ontology annotation, biological process: RNA methylation.